Molecule: messenger RNA, 765 nt
Organism: Chilo suppressalis (striped riceborer)
Lineage: Eukaryota; Metazoa; Arthropoda; Insecta; Lepidoptera; Crambidae
Source: the annotation of a GenBank genome assembly
GCUAGAGUUCACGUUAGGUUAAGUUUUUAGUUUUUGCAAGAAAUUAAUCAGUAGCGUUUUAAGUUCUUGUUGCUAGCGCUAACUCCGCAUUCUAAGUGGCAAAGAUAUUUGGAAAAUAAUUAAAAAUAAAAAUGCUUAAUGUAUUAAGAAAAACUUUACAAAGUCCAAUUAUUAGUAUACAAAGGCUAUUCAAUACAUCUCCCAUUCUUUCGACCCAGAAAUUUGAUAUCAAACGUAUUCCACUAGACGAUGAAGGUGUUCAAGGUGAAAAAAUUGUGGAUCUCGAUUCAGUUAUCAAAUCAAAACAGAACCUAUUUCCUACCUUGGAAUCGGAUGAUACUUUGUUUGACGGAAUUCCAUACAAAAGUCUACCCAUAUGUAACAUUCGAGUAACUCACAAUAACACGAUUAUAACAUUGACUGAUGCAGCGGGAACUGUUAAACUUAUAAAAUCUUGUGGCAUUGAGGGUUUUAAGAAUACUAAGAAAGGAACUAAUAUAGCUGCACAAACAACUGCAAUCAGCUUAGCAACAAAGGCCAUUGACAGAGGAUUCAAAACUGUUAGAGUAAAAGUCAGAGGUUUAGGACCAGGAAGAUUGGCAUCAGUUAAAGGACUCCAAAUGGGUGGACUUGAAAUAGUGUCUGUGACAGAUAAUACUCAUGUUUCAUGGAAUCCCCCAAGACCAAGGAAAGCAAGAAGGCUGUAACUAUUGUUAGUUUACUUUAAUAAUGAUGUUAUAAACUGAUUAGAAUAAUAAAAUACCA